UUAAAAUUGUGUGUCUAUAUAAUACGCAACACCCGUAAAGAACGUAAAUAAAAUGUAUUGAUGCGUUCAACAGAUUUAUUUUUUAGACUAGGAAGUAUUAUAUGAAAUGGUUUCUAUUGUGAAUACUUAAUGACAGGGCAUACAUUUUUUAUUAUAAGCUGUGCAUGACAUAUGGAGUACCUUUUGUUUUAUAUCUUCUAUAUUAUAGCAUUAUCGUGUGUUUUGUCAAUAAAACAUGAGCAUAGACAGUUGGUAUACAAGGAGCAUGAAAUCGUAAAGAGACAAAGUGCACCUCCAGACAACGAAACAACGAUAACAGACACCCAUGACUAUUACACAUCUAGAAUUAUAUCUGAUCCAGAUGAAGCCUACUGGAAUGAAUUGGAAGGACACACGAAACAUACCCUAUCUAAUGACCACCAUCUUCGAUACUCGUUUGUUACAGUGUCAUUUCAAUUUCCCUUUUACGGACACCUGAUGAAUAGAUUUGCAAUCACAACACAAGGAUUUCUUUAUAUGAGUACUUUUACUCACCCUGAUUUAGACUGGGCGUUUACCCAUUAUAUUGCACCGUUAAUGGGGAACUUUGACACCAUUGGGAAUGACUCACACAUUCUGUACAAAGACGAUGGACACAGUUUUGUUAUAGAAUGGAGAAAUGUUGAACUAAAUGACCAACCUGAGAAAGGGGCCUACACCUACCAGGCCACACUUUUUGAAAAUGGUACAAUAUUAUUAGCUUAUAAGUCAAUUCCAGAUACGAAUAUAUCUGGUCAGGAAUGGCCGGUUAAAGUUGGUAUAUCGGACGCUUACUACUAUGAUCGGGAAUUCUAUUUUGGAGGAUACAUCAGAUAUAUAGUUAAAUACCAUGACAUAAAAAUAAAUGUGACAGACCUUGGUGAUAACACUGCUGUUGUAUUGGAUCCUUUACCGACUUGUAAUCAAGCUAGAACAUGUGAAGAUUGUACAUCAUUGAAUAUUGGGUUUAACUGUUCUUGGUGCCAUGCAGUAUCAAGGUGUUCUGAUGGAAUAGACAGGCAUAUGCAGGCAUGGGAAAAUAAUGGCUGUGCAAAUAAUGGCUUUGAUACAUUGGAUAAAUGCACGAUACCACCAACAACAAUCCAAUCUACAACAACGACAAAACCAACAACUACGAGAAUGCUACAGACAACAAUAGCAUCACCAAGGAAACAACCCCAAAGUGAUGCAGUUCGUUCCAGUGAUAGUUCCAAUUCUGCAGUAAUAGCUAUACCAAUCGUACUAUUUGUAGUGAUUAUUGUUGUCUUACUUGGUGUUUGGAUAUUUUAUGCACGCACCCAUCCUAAUACUAGAUCCGGUAUAUGGUUGAUUGAGAAUUCUCCACGGAGGAUAAAAGAAAAGAUUUCUGAGAUAUCAUUUUUCAAGAACUCAUCCAAAGAAGAUAGUGUGCGCAUAAAAUCUAAAUACGAGGCUCACGAAAAUAUAAGCAACGCUUGAUUUUGCAAAGUUUCUUGGUGUAAGAUGGUGUCGUCGAUUUAAUUGUAUUGUAAUCAUUUUCUGCUAUAAACAAAUAUGUAUCAUAUUAAACAACUUAUAAAGUGAACCAAGUUAAUUAAGAACGUGUAUUUUAUGAUUCAAUGAAUCCAAUAUAAAUUAUGUUUAUAAACAUAAGUCAAUUUGUCCUUGUGCUAUGGUCAAUUAAUAUGUGCCACUAGAAUAUUUCAGUGUGGAACUAGAGUACUUUCUUAUAUUAGCAGAGGCGAGAAUUUGACGGGUUUUUUUGUAAACUCUUGUGUAGUUUGCUUGAUAAAUAUUCAACACUUGCAAAAUACUAUCUCACACAGACGAGAAAUAUUUCAACAUUGUUAUAAAAUUAUAAGUUUCUAUGAAAGGUAUGCAACAACUAACACAAAUAAUAUUUUUUAAAAGUUUUCAAAUCUUUUAAUUAAUAAAGUCGCCCAUAUCACAGCUUCAUGUGAGUACUUUAAUGUUUUACUUCUUUUCUGAAGCAUGUGACCACAUUAUCAAUGUCAAAAGAUACUGGGGCUUGUGAUAAGAUUUUGGCAAAUAUGGGUGUAUGUCAAAAAUAGCGAAAAGACCAUAAUGAGUCUUUACCAUCACCUAUUCUAUCAUUUUAUUCUAUCAGAACAAUAUCCACGAAUUCAGCAAUUUUCUGUAG
This is a messenger RNA of Mytilus trossulus (common blue mussel), 2158 nucleotides long. RefSeq names its product plexin domain-containing protein 2-like. The record is from RefSeq and is a predicted model, not a curated record. NCBI's taxonomy places the organism in Eukaryota, Metazoa, Mollusca, Bivalvia, Mytilida, Mytilidae. The transcript has 14 exons. The coding region runs from base 172 to 1476 and encodes 434 amino acids.